Messenger RNA from Metarhizium robertsii ARSEF 23, 822 nucleotides. Its product is annotated as FRG1-like family protein. The transcript has 2 exons. The record is from RefSeq and is a predicted model, not a curated record. Gene Ontology annotation, cellular component: catalytic step 2 spliceosome; striated muscle dense body; nucleolus. Gene Ontology annotation, molecular function: actin filament binding. NCBI's taxonomy places the organism in Eukaryota, Fungi, Ascomycota, Sordariomycetes, Hypocreales, Clavicipitaceae. The coding region runs from base 1 to 822 and encodes 273 amino acids.
AUGGUCAAGCCAUUGAGCUUCAAGGGCGACAAGAAGCCCAAGAAGCGGAAGCGCGCUGCUGAUGCCGACCGAGACGAUGGCGAGGCCGGCCCUUCGCGGGUCCAAAAGCUCAACAACGACGACGACGCCGCCGCCGUCGACGAUGACAGCUGGGUUUCUGCGGAUGUUGCGACGGACGUGGUUGGGCCCGUCAUGAUUGUGUUGCCCACCGAGAAGCCGUCUGCGCUGGCGUGCGACCCCAACGGCAAGGUGUUUGCGAUGCCGAUUGAGAAUAUCGUCGACGGAAACCCCACGAGCGCGGAGCCCCAUGAUGUGCGCAUGGUGUGGGUUGCGAACAAGGUAUCCGGCACGGAUAACUUUCGCUUCAAGGGCCAUCACGGACGAUACCUGGCCUGUGACAAAAUAGGCUUCCUAUCCGCCACGUCGGAAGCCAUUUCUCCCCUCGAGUGCUUCAACGUCAUCGCCACGGCCGACACCCCCAGCACUUUUCAGCUGCAAACCCUCCGCGAGACGUUCGUCACCAUCAAGCCCAGCACGUCGUCCAAGUCGACUUCUCCUGCAGAAAUACGCGGCGACGAGGACAAAAUCACAUUCAAUACGACCAUGCGCAUACGUAUGCAGGCCCGGUUUAAGCCUAAGCUCAAGGCGUCCAAGGAGGAAAAGGCCCUGUCGAAGAUUAGUAGGCGGGAGUUGGAGGAGGCCGUGGGCAGGAGGCUGGAUGAGAACGAGGUGAAGGUGCUGAAGAGAGCAAGGAGGGAAGGCGAUUAUCAUGAGCGUCUGUUGGAUUUGAAGGUGAAGAAUCGACAUGACAAGUUUGGAUGA